Messenger RNA from Wasmannia auropunctata (little fire ant), 390 nucleotides. Its product is annotated as probable phospholipase A1 magnifin. Bases 1 to 390 code for a protein of 129 amino acids. The record is from RefSeq and is a predicted model, not a curated record. The transcript is spliced from 3 exons. NCBI's taxonomy places the organism in Eukaryota, Metazoa, Arthropoda, Insecta, Hymenoptera, Formicidae.
AUGAUAGACAACUUUACAGUAAAUCCAUCAAGUUGUAUCUUCGGUGUCAAAUCGGUUCCGAUGAUUUUGUACACAAGUGAUAUUCCUAAAGGCAAAUUUGUCCAAGUAAACGAAUCCUGCGAUCUCUUUGAUUCCUCGAAACCAGUUUUUUUUAUGGCUCAUGGCUUUCUUUUAAAUGCAACCAAUAUUUAUUCUGGUAUUAAUUUUUCUAAAUUAGCCUCCUUAUUGUUAAAGAGAGGUUACGAUGCAGUAUUUUCGUUAGAUUGGACUAAUGCGUCGUGCUCUCACGACCUUAUAUUCCCCUUAAAUAUGUUAGAGUAUCCUUUUGCAGUGCGCAACACUCGCAAAGUUGGUGACUUCUUGGCAAGGUAUUUUACAAUAUUACAUUGA